ACCGACGAUGCUGACCUCUUUGCCAUCAGUAGGCUUAUCUCUCCACGAGCAUCUCCUCCAACAGCCACCACUGAACGUCGCCUCAGUGGCCUAGAUCUUUUCUCCUCUCCUGAUCCCCCUUUGCCUCUCCUUGUAUCAACUUCUCCAACCGGCGUACCGGUUCCACUUUCGACAAAACUUUUUUCCCAACCUGUUUCAAAUGAAGCGGCACUCCACUCGACCUCACCUGAGAGGAUGCCACCGACUGGAUCCCUACUUCAUGAAACUCCAUCUGUGUAG
Molecule: messenger RNA, 279 nt
Organism: Protopolystoma xenopodis
Lineage: Eukaryota; Metazoa; Platyhelminthes; Monogenea; Polystomatidea; Polystomatidae
Source: the annotation of a GenBank genome assembly